AUGUUCCUGCUGCAUUACCUGAAUGACAACAUCAAAGCAUUCAAAAUUCUGGAAAAGCAGCUCUCUUCAGUCGGCUGCACGGUGGAGUUCAGUUUUGAGGAGGAGAAGGCUGUAGUUAAAGAGGACAUGGGGAAGGGGUCGGGAGGAUGCUCUGUAGAGAAAAUGGAGCAACAGCUGGCUUGGGUCUUCACCAGUCUCAUCGACACCUACCUCUGCUAUCAUGUGGUCGAACCAAAACAGGUGCAAAUGGUACUGCAGGACCCGUCCUUUAAGACAGAUGAUAUCAAAGUUUACACAGAGAGUGGCUAUGCUGUGGUUGUGGGAGAGGUUGAUGUUGUGAAGGAGAAGAUUGCAAGAAUGGAAAAAAGCCUACCCACCAUAAAAGAGCUGCCACUUGUAGAGAAAUUGUUCAAGCUCGUAGAAGAAGAGUUCAAUCGAGAAAUGUUCGCUAACUAUCCAGAUGUUAAAGUCAUCAGAGGUAGUGCCACAAUCACUUUGGAGGGCCCUGACACAGAUGUGCAGUCAGGAGCUGCAAAACUAGAUGAACUGAUUAAGAACAUAAAGGAAAAAAGAGUCAAGUUCCCCACAGCUCUGCUAACCUUCAUCAAAACCAGCGGAGCCAUCUCCAAAUACCAAGCUCGUUUCCAGCAGAGCCUCAGAAACCCUGUUUUCUUUGAGGUGGGUUCAGAUCUGGUUCUGUCCAGUUUGUCCUCUGAUGCUCUGAAUGAGGCCGAGGCAGCAGUGAUGAGAGAGCUCAAAGUGGAAAUUAUAGAACUGCAGGGAGCUGCAGCAGUACCUCCAGAUUUAGACAGAGUGAGGGAAAUCCUGAUGAAAGCGAAGAAAGAAGCAAACAUUAGUGAGCUCAGAGUGGAUGCGAGCUUCAUGCCAGGAGCCACUGGAACUGCAAUGACCAAAGUACGACUGGUGGGCUACAGUGAAGAUGUUAACAAGCUCAAUGAGGUCCUUCGUGACUUCCAGAUAAAUAAGGUUACAACUGAAGAAGAGGUGAAACUGCCACAUCCUGAACUGGUUGACUGCUUUGAUAAAGUAUUAGUCCUGAUCAGUAUGAAGGAGACUAUGGUGACCUUAAAAGCCUCACAUGUUCCACAUCCCUGUGUGCUCGUGAAGGGUCCUCGUUCUCUGGUUCAGAAAGUUCGGACAGACUUAGCCACGAGUCUAGCGCAGCUGUCAACUGAUACAGUGGUGUUAAAUGAACUGGCGGUGCAGUGGUACUUUCAGGGAGAUGGCAGACAAAACACAAAACUGGUGGAGAGAUCCUGUCAGGUCCUCAUCAGAGAAAAACAACAUCUUCAAACGCCCACGAGUGACCUUGCUGACAUCACCAUAACUCUGAAAGGCAGAGUUAAACUACAAGUGGUGUUUGGUGACAUCACUAAUGAGACUACAGAUGCUGUGGUGAACACAACGGACUUCAGAGACUUUCAGACAGAUGGAGUGUGCAAAGACAUCUUAAGAAAGGCUGGGCCUCAGGUUGAGAAUGCACUGAAAAACGGAAAAGUGAACAGUGAAGAGAUUUUGGAAACACCGCCUGGCAUGUUCCCUUGUAAAGCAAUUUUACACGUGUGUGGAAAAAAAGAUACAGCAGUCAUUGAGCAGCUGCUUCGUCGCAUCAUUCAACUUUGUGAGUCUUCUGGUUACAAGUCUUUAGCCGUUCCUGCCAUCUGUGCUGGAUCUGGUGGAUUGGACCCCGAUUCUGUGGCACAUGCCAUCCUCCAAGGGGUUAAGACUGCUGCCUCGUCCCAUCCUCUCCAGCGUCUCACCAACAUUCGCCUUGUACUCAACAAGCUCACUGUGUUCCUGGCAUUUAAAAAGAAAGCAAUGCAGAUGUUUCCCUUUACUGUGAUCAACUCAGUGUCAACUCAUGCCAAUAUCCAAGUAAUGAACGACCCAAGGAUCCCUCAUAUCAGCUCUACUGCCCAGCAGUCUGCUUUCUUGAUUGUAGGCCUGUGUGGAAAAAAUGUUGAUGAUGCCAUU
Haplochromis burtoni (Burton's mouthbrooder) is the source of this 1995-nucleotide messenger RNA. Its product is annotated as protein mono-ADP-ribosyltransferase PARP14-like. The record is from RefSeq and is a predicted model, not a curated record. The transcript is spliced from 6 exons. Gene Ontology annotation, biological process: negative regulation of gene expression. NCBI's taxonomy places the organism in Eukaryota, Metazoa, Chordata, Actinopteri, Cichliformes, Cichlidae. The annotation marks the transcript as partial. Gene Ontology annotation, cellular component: nucleus; cytoplasm. Gene Ontology annotation, molecular function: transcription corepressor activity.